UAACAGUUUGUUUUCCUCUGGCCGGGCUCUCAAUGGAGGCCUGUCAACGUUCACAUAUCGCCUCAUAUUGUACAUUUAACCACAUCUAGAUGCUCAGUGCGUCUCGGGGUUGGUAUUUAAUCCCUUUUCAUUUAGGACCGUAGUCAUGUCUCAAGAAGGAUAUCAGCCACCAGCAGCGAAAACAACCGCGGAGACGAGGUUGGACAUGCAUGAAUCACAGAGGGCCAGUCCUGGGAAGACGCCGAUACAAGUCCUGCACGAAUAUGGCACCAAAAGUGGCAACAUCCCAGUGUACCUGAUGGAGAGGGCCGAAGGAGAGGCUCACCAGCCCAGCUUCAUCUUCAGGGUGACGAUCGGAGACGUGUGCUGCACAGGUCAGGGUCCCAGUAAAAAGGCGGCCAAACACCAGGCUGCAGAGGCUGCCCUGAACAUUCUGAACAUAGACGUUGGAAUAGUUGGCAGUACUUUGACAUGUGUUGAUGUGGUUGUCAACAGGAAUGUUCCUGUGAACCCAGACAGUAACGGUGUAGCAGGGGAAACAAACAGCUCUCCCAACCCUGUGGGCAUUCUGCAGGAGCUGGCGCUGCAGAGAGGAUGGCGUCUUCCUGAGUACUCGGUUUUAAUGGAGGCUGGUCCACCGCACAAGAGAGAGUUCACCGUUACAUGUCGAAUGGAGUCACUAGCGGAAAAGGCUGUAGGAAACUCGAAAAAAGCAGCAAAAAAGGCAGCGGCGGAAAAAAUGGUGGCGAAGCUUCGGAGUCUGUCGGGGAGCGCUGAAAUCACGUGGAGUCCCAAACCAAGCGUCCGAUUUGAGAACUUGAGGAACUCGUCAGCAGAGAAGAUAUCUCUACUGAGAAGAAACCCGCUGAGCAUUCCCAACACAGAUUACAUUCAGCUGAUGUUGGACCUUUCCAAAGAGCAAGGCUUUGAGGUCACAUACUUCGAUAUUGACGAGCUGACGGUGAACGGCCAGUACCAGUGCCUGGCGGAGCUGUCCACCUGCCCCGUCACCGUGUGCCACGGCACGGGCAUCUCCUGCGGCAACGCUCACAACGACGCGGCACACAGCGCCCUCCAGUACGUCAAGAUCAUGGCCUCCAUCAAAUAAGCGCCGUCAUGCGGGCGCGUUCACUCACGCAGCGUCACGUCACAUCAGCUGAUGCCCAGUCACUAUGAGGUCUUCCUGCGGUGUGACCGCCCAGGUAUAUUUUUGUAGCUUGCGCUCAUCACAAAGCUCCACGUUAACUGGAGGUGCAUCGGCUUGAGUCAUGCAGCUUUUAUCCGCAUUUGUGUGGACGUGCCUGUAAAUUUACAAAUGCCGUCAGAGUUAUAUUUUGUCAUUUGGAUAUUUAAAGAAAUGCAAAUGUGCACAUGAAGUUAUAGGAUUUAUCAUAAAGCACUAAUGUAUCGUUUUAUUCUCUCUCUUUGCUUUUUACGUGUUUUUAUGGUGUUGCUUUAGUUUAAGGUUUAAGUCAUUUGGCUUAUUUUUAUAUUUAUUUAUUUUUUUAUUUCUACACACGCUCACUGGCCACUUCAUUAGGUACACUUGUGAAAAUGAAUGCACUGACUCUAAUAAGGCAGCACUAAAUCUCCAUUCAUGACUGUUCUCCUCUUCAAUCUAUGUUGAAACAAUGAAGGAAAAGUGGUGAUUCAACUGUAUGAUAAUGUUAAAGGAUGCAACCUGUGGUGCUGUUAAUCUGUGUUGAAUUACGCACAGAAAUAUUUCCGUUUUUUUAGCCUAGCCCAUUGACUGAUAUUUUGUUGUCAGCGCAACAAAGGCUAAGAUUUUCUUUCACUUGUGUAACUCAUGAAAAGACUAGUGAGUGUUCAUAUUCUCUGGAGUGAUCUGCUGAGAGGGGCCUGCAAUUUUAACCUAGAACAAAAUGUAUUUUUCUCCAUUUCCAUGCUGUCAUCAGCCGGUACCCAUCACCCUUCAGAUUCUUCGCACUCCUGCCUCAUCUGUCCUCACGCUCCUUUUUGCAGCGUGCCUUUAGAAGUGAAACCUGUGAUGUACUUAAUAAAAA
This is a messenger RNA of Mugil cephalus (flathead mullet), 2024 nucleotides long. It is a transcript of the gene prkra, whose product is annotated as protein kinase, interferon-inducible double stranded RNA dependent activator. Lineage: Eukaryota; Metazoa; Chordata; Actinopteri; Mugiliformes; Mugilidae. The record is from RefSeq and is a predicted model, not a curated record. Bases 146 to 1108 code for a protein of 320 amino acids. The transcript is spliced from 8 exons.